AUGGUCGAUUCAUCUCAGGACAAUAAAUCGAAACUAGCCAAUAAUGCUAACAGAUCAGUACUUUCUUUGACAUCCCCUGCCAAGUUAAACAUUAUAUCUUCCUCAGCAUGGUCAAGAGCAGGUUCUGAUAGUAAAAUUACCAAGAAACCAUUAAGACGUGCCACUUCAUUAAAUGCAAAUCCAACUAGACCAUCAGUCUAUGCAAGACCAAAGCUGAAUAUUGGAGCACCAGCGAUGGUAAGGCGAAAUUCUAGUUUUUUCAAAGAUGAUGAAAGGCCCAAUUCACAACAACAAGAUGGCGAAGAAUCUCACGCUGAUAGGUUUAUCCCCACACUACAGGGAAAUUCACAAAAUAAGGUAGAUCCACUAGCAUUGGAAGAAGAGCUGCCGCCGCCAAAUGCAUCACCUACAACCCAUUUAAGGGCACAGACUAAGAUGGUUUUCAAACAAACGGUUGCAGAAGCAUGUGGUCUUGAUAUGAAUCAAAAGAUUUUACAAUAUAUGCCACAGCCGCCAGUUGCAUCUUUUAAACGUCAGAGUUACAGCAUGAAGAGAAGGACACAUUACAAUUAUCAACAGCAUUCACAACAACAGCAACAGUCACAGCAUGAAUUAAUGAAAUUGAGGAAAAUUAAUACAAAUCCAGAAAGAAUCUUGGAUGCACCCGGUUUCCAAGACGAUUUUUAUUUGAACUUAUUGAGUUGGUCACAAAAAAAUGUACUUGCCAUUGCCCUAGAAAGUGCAUUGUACCUUUGGAAUGGUAGUUCAGGUGAUGUAACCAUGCUUGUAGAUUAUGAGACUACGAUGAUUUCUUCAGUAAUUUGGUCUGAUGAUGAUUGUCACAUUUCCAUUGGAAAAGAUGAUGGUAAUACCGAAAUUUGGGAUGUGGAAACCAUGUCAUUAGUCAGGACAAUGAGAUCUGGUUUAGGUGUUAGGAUUGGUUCACAAUCCUGGUUAGAAACGUUAGUGGCUACAGGUGCACGUAGUGGUGAAAUUCAAAUUAACGACGUUAGAAUUAGACAACAUGUAGUUUCCACAUGGGAUGAGCAUAGUGGUGAAGUAUGCGGACUUUCAUAUAAAAAUGAUGGAUUACAAUUAGCAUCAGGAGGUAACGAUAAUACAGUAAUGAUUUGGGAUACAAGAGUUUCCAUGCCACAGUGGAUCAAAAGAUCACAUACAGCCGCCGUUAAAGCCAUUAGCUGGUGCCCCUACGUUAACAAUUUACUGGCAACAGGAGGUGGUCAAACCGACAAACAUAUUCAUUUUUGGAAUACCACUACAGGAGCUAAAGUGUCGUCAAUAAGUACAGGUUCACAAGUAUCAUCAUUACACUGGGGUCAAAGCUAUUCACAAACCGGAUCUUCAUCAAUGAACAGAGAGAUUGUUGCCACAGGUGGUAACCCAGGUAAUGCAGUUUCAGUUUACAAUUACGAUACGAAAUUCAAAGUAGCGGAGAUCGUAAAUGCUCAUGAAUCACGUAUUUGUUGUUCACAACUGUCACCAGACGGUACAACAGUAGCUACUGUUGGUGGUGAUGAGAAUUUGAAAUUUUACAAAGUCUUUGAACCAAGAAGAAGGGCUAAAAAAUCAAAAGCUGCGGCUGAAGACGUCAUUAGUUUGUUUGGACGCAGUUCAUCAACUCUUGACGAUGAACGUCACUUGGUAGUCCACGAGGAUGAAUGUGACGAUACAUCUUCAACCGCCAAAAGAAGGACCAGUGAAUUUUUAAUCAGAUAA
Molecule: messenger RNA, 1737 nt
Organism: Zygosaccharomyces rouxii
Lineage: Eukaryota; Fungi; Ascomycota; Saccharomycetes; Saccharomycetales; Saccharomycetaceae
Gene: CDC20
Product: ubiquitin-protein transferase activating protein CDC20
Exons: 1
Coding region: 1-1737 (578 amino acids)
Biological process (GO): anaphase-promoting complex-dependent catabolic process; positive regulation of ubiquitin protein ligase activity; positive regulation of anaphase-promoting complex-dependent catabolic process
Cellular component (GO): anaphase-promoting complex
Molecular function (GO): anaphase-promoting complex binding; protein binding; ubiquitin ligase activator activity
Source: RefSeq, a predicted model, not a curated record